Syngnathoides biaculeatus (alligator pipefish) is the source of this 3244-nucleotide messenger RNA. Its product is annotated as transmembrane and coiled-coil domain protein 3-like. Lineage: Eukaryota; Metazoa; Chordata; Actinopteri; Syngnathiformes; Syngnathidae. The transcript has 4 exons. Bases 150 to 1607 code for a protein of 485 amino acids. The record is from RefSeq and is a predicted model, not a curated record. Gene Ontology annotation, cellular component: endomembrane system.
CGCGCGCCCGAGAGCAGACAAGAAUGCGCGUCAAGUGGACGAAGGGAGAAGUCGGCGAGUGCAAGCGCACAAAUAUGAUCGCGAGAAAAGGCGAAUUCGUGCGGCUUUGACGACGGGACGGACGGACGGACGGACGGACGGGAUUAAGCAUGCCCGGCGCCGGCGCCGGCGCCAGCGCCAGCGUGUCCGUCAGGAGUUUGUCCGAAGUGGAGAAACACCUCACCGGCUCGAUGGACCGGAGUGGCGAGGGCAGCUUUCUGGCCACCAUGCGUCGAGGUUCCUCGGAGAACAACCUGGAUCUGGACCCGAGCGACGCCGUUCCUCCCCCCUCUCUGGCCUCGGAGGUCCAGCGCAGCCGCUCUUGCUUGGACAACCUCCAGCAGAAAAUCCUAAAAGUGACGGAGCAGCUGAAGAUCGAGCAGACGGCGCGGGACGACAACGUGGCCGAGUACUUGAAGCUGGUCAACAGCGCCGACAAGCAGCAGGUGGGGCGCAUCAAGCAGGUGUUUGAGAAGAAGAACCAGAAGUCGGCGCAAAACAUCGCCCAGAUGCAAAAGAAGCUGGAGCAGUACCACCGCAAAAUGAAAGACGGCGAACUCCAGCACAGCUCCUUGCCGCAACCGUCCAGCGGCAAACACAGCACCAUACCCAGGGAGUCCCGCCGGGAGCUGCUGAGGGACAUGACGGGCAGCGGCCGGCACCCGACCAUGGACAAGAUCAAGACCAUCGGGCCCGGCGUGUCCCUCUCGCCCCCUUUCUUCUUCAGCAAACCCAGAGAAUUCGCCAACCUGAUCAGGAACAAAUUCGGCAGCGCGGACAACAUCGCCCAAAUGAAGACGUCCAUGGACUCGUCCGCUCCGCUGCCCGACGAGGCGGGGGCGCCGAGGGCUCUGAGCAGCAGCGCCUCGCUGGUGGCCAAGACCGGGUACCCCAGCGAUGACGAGUGCUCCACGGGGAGCGCCUCCAACUCGGCGGAAAGUAACGGGCAGGGCCACGCCCGGCAGGUGCGGGGCGACCCCCGCGGCGGACUGGCCCUGGGCCUGGCGGAGGCCGGCCUCAUCAAAGAGGCGCAGAACCGACUGGACGAGGACUUGGAGGAGAUCAAGGCCCAGUUCAAGAGCGAUUACGGCGUCAUCAGCCAAACGCUGCAGGAGGAGCGAUACAGGUAUGCGCGUUUGGAGGACCAACUGAACGACCUGACGGAGCUUCACCAACACGAGAUGACGGACCUGAAGCAAGAGCUGGCGAGCAUCGAGGAGCGGGUGGCCUACCAGGCCCAGGAGAGGGCCCGCGACAUUCAGGAAGCUCUGGAGUCGUGUCAGACGCGCUUGUCCAAGCUGGAGUUCCAGCAGCAGCAGCAGCAGCAGACGGUCCAGCUGGAGAGCGGCGACGCCCGCGUCCUGCUGGGCCGCAGCAUCAACAUCAUGUUGGCCAUCAUCACCGUCGUCCUGGUGUGCGUCUCCACCGCCGCCAAGUUCGCCGCCCCGCUGGUCAGGAGCCGCCAGCACGUCGUGGCCACCUUCUUCGCCGUCUUCUUCCUCACCGUAUUCUGGAAGAACUGGGAGCGCUUGCAGCACGCCGUAGACCGGGUGCUGGUCCCCGCGUGACGACGGCAAAACCGAGCAGCCGGGAGGUGAUUGGUUGUACGAUCGUCUCGAGAGUCGGACUCAUUUCCGGUCUACCGACCAAACGAUUCCGACGAUUCUCUUUGCUAAAUGAUUAGACGGGCGGACCCCCGCCCGCUCAUCGCGGCCGAUCCGUUCCAGACGCACCUGCGACGAGCCAAAACCAGCAAAAUAGCCUUUUGAAAAUUGUUUGAACCUUUCUACGUACCACAACAAACUUUGUAAAGAAUUCUUUUGGCGCAGGAGUGUCAAAUUCUCGCGGGCCACGUUGUAGUUGCGCUUCCCCCCAGAGGGCCGUCACGACUGUGAAACCGUACGAUUGUUUGAUCGCCUCGUUGUCUUAACGCACGAAAUUUAUGAGCUAGUUUUAGAAUCGGAAAUCACGGGGAACGGGUUUUUCGAUCAUGGUUCGUGGUUGGUAACACAAAAAUGCUUAUAACAGGGAUCAUGAAUGAUAGAUGACAUUUUUAAAUUGUUGGACAGAUUUUCACAACAAUCACAAUUUUUGACACGUGAUUUGCCUUCGCGGGCCACACAAAAUCACAUUGGUGGGCCAAAUCUGGCCCCCGGGGCCUUGAGUUUGACACCUGUGCUUUAGCACGUUCUCAGUCUAUUACUUGAAAUCGGGGACUAGCGUACAGUUCAGCAUCACUUUUGUGCAAAUUUGCGCUGCUACGCUUCUCCAAACAAGCAGUUCUGCAAAAAGUUCUAUAAAUAUGGUCAUGAUAAAUGCUAACUUAACACAAAUGCAUACUGAAGAAAUGAAUACUACUGUCAAAAAACAAAAACUUUUAAAGUGGGGGCAGAGGCGCGCCGUAAUAAACGAAUAAAACCGAUGGCGCCAAUCAAGUCGGGGCACGGGGGAAAUGGCGACUUAUCACUAAUAAUUGGGACUUUCAAUUCAUUUUACGCAGAAAUGGUUGACUGAACUUGGCCCACAUCCUCGAAGGAAGAAAAUAAAAGGAAAAACUAACUUGAAGGUGAAAACCGGCACUCACAGGACAAAACGUUAUGUUACACGCGGUAACCGCGGCGAUUGUCAGAAUUAUCGGCCGUCGGGGGGUGGGGGGUGAUCACAUUCCUCGCGUGGCGACCAACCGGGUCGCGCAUCUAGUCGAGACUCGAUGUCGGCGCAACGUGGAAAAUCGAGCGGAUUGGACUUGGACCCGACCCGGACCAAAAAGUCUCACCACGUCUUGUUUUUAGCGUUGUUGUCUUGAGCUAACCUUGCACAAAUUGUACAAAUGAUGGACAUCCAAAAGUCUUUGCUAAGGCGUUUUCUCAGCGCAGGUUGCGGGUUAGAAUCCCAGCUCCAGCCUUCCCGUGGGCACCUUCCCCCAAAACUGCAGUCUUUAGUUCCUUUUUAUGUUUUUUUCCCAAAACUGAUCCUGAAUGCGUGUCAGGAUGUUUUGAAUUCAAGAUUUUUUUUUUUUUUUUUUUUUUUUUUUUUUAAACUUUUGUUGGUGUUGUAAAGUGCAAUAUAGACUCAAGUCCAAAACGUUGGUGCUGUUGGGCUUUGGGUUGAAGUUUCUGGAUCAACUUCCGGUUAAUAUUUUGUCUUUUUUUUUUGUUUGUUUUUUUUUAAAUGUCACUUUGAAAUAAAAUUCAAGUCAAGUCAA